Molecule: messenger RNA, 2265 nt
Organism: Beauveria bassiana ARSEF 2860
Lineage: Eukaryota; Fungi; Ascomycota; Sordariomycetes; Hypocreales; Cordycipitaceae
Product: oligopeptide transporter
Exons: 7
Coding region: 1-2265 (754 amino acids)
Biological process (GO): transmembrane transport
Molecular function (GO): oligopeptide transmembrane transporter activity
Source: RefSeq, a predicted model, not a curated record
AUGGCCGACACGGUCGAGGUUCGUUUCAAGGAUGACAGUGACCGCCGGGCUUCGUCUGGCGAAGUUAGCGGUCGACCGCCUUCGAUCGCCAGUUCGACGCCCUCGCGCGAAGAGACGCUCGUCGCCGCUGGCAUCGGCCAACGUCUCGACGACCCCGAAAUGCCCUGCCUCACGAUUCGCAUGUGGGUUAUCGGCAUCGCCUUUUGCCUCAUUGGCAGCGGCGUCAACACGCUCUUCACCUUUCGCUUCCCCGCCGUCACGCUCUCCCAGUCGGCCAUUCAGCUGCUGUCCUACCCCGUCGGCCGCGUCUGGCACAUGGCCGUCCCGGACUGGGGCGUCACCGUCCCCGGCGGCGCGCGCUACAGCCUGAACCCGGGCCCGUUCAACUACAAGGAGAAUAUCCUCAUCUACAUCCUCGCCAACCUGAGCUUCCUGACCCGGCUGAGCGCCGACGUCCUGACGGAGCAGCGCGUCUUUUACGGGCUGAACCUCGGCUGGGGGUUUGAGAUUACCAUAACGCUGGCGACGCUCCUGUUUGGCUUUGCUCUGGCGGGCUUGUCUCGCUCGAUUAUUGUCGAGCCGCCUCGCUUGAUGUGGCCUGGUGUGCUGGGCAACACGGCGCUAAACUCGGCGCUGCAUCCCGUCGAAAAGACUUAUAAGAGCGAAGCCAGAUACAGAUUCUUUCUCAUGGCGUUUGCCGUGUCCUUUAUCUGGUACUGGUUCCCCGACUUUAUUUUUCCCGCGCUCGGCUACUUUACGUGGGUGUGCUGGAUUGCGCCCAAAAAUGCCGUCGUCAAUCAAAUCUUUGGCAUGAAGAGCGGUAUCGGUCUCUUGCCAUUUACCUUUGACUGGGCGCAAAUUGCAUACAUUGGCUCACCACUCGUCAUCCCGACUUGGGCCAUUCUCAACAUUGCAGCCUCUCUGGUCUUUUGGAUCUACAUUGUCACGCCUGCCAUUUACUACAGCAACACGUGGUUUACUGCCUAUCUGCCGAUGCAAACUAAUUCCAUCUACGACAACCUGGGCAAGGUCUACAACGUAACCAGAGUCAUUGAUAAAAAGGACGGCUUUGUGCUGGACCUGGCAAAGUACGACAAGUACUCGCCAAUCUAUCUGCCCGUGACAUAUGCUCUCAACACCUUUGGUCUCUGCUUUGCCAGUAUUGCGGCGCUGAUUGUGUGGCUCAUUCUCGAAAAGCGUCAGGAAAUCUACGAGGGCUUCUGCAACUCGUCGCUGGCCGUCACCCUGGGCCUGGCUCCCAAGACGGAAAAGACUGUCCGAGAGCAGGCGUACGGAACAGUGCCGACGUGGUGGUACCUUGUCGCCACCGCUGUUUCUAUCGGGGUGGGCAUCUUUGCCUGCGAGUACUACCCUGUCCAGCUGCACUGGUACGGUGUUCUCCUGGCCAUGCUCAUUUCUGCCUUUUUCUUUAUUCCUCUCGCUUGGCUCUACGCCACCACAAACAUCAAGAUUCAGAUUGACAUCUUUUGCCGCCUUGUUGCAGGAUACAUCUGGGAGGGCAAGGUGCUGGCCAACAUUUGGUUCUUCAACAUUGGCUACAUUUCCGGCAUCAAGGGCCUUGCCUUUGCCCAAGACUUGAAACUUGGCAUUUAUUGCAAUAUACCCCCUCGCAAGCUCUUUACCGUCCAAAUCGUUGGCAUCAUCAUGGGCACACUCGGUCAAGUCGCCGUACUAGAAUGGGCCCUCAACCACAUCCCCGAUAUCUGCACCAACAAGGCUGAAAAUGGCUUCACCUGCCCCUUUUCCCGCACCCACUUCAACACGAGCAUGGUUUGGGGUGCCAUUGGUCCGCGCCGCUUCUUUGCCAAUGGCGCCCUGUAUCGAAACCUGCUCUGGUUCUUCCUCCUCGGUGCCCUGCUCCCGCCGGUGGUCUAUGUGCUCAAAAAUUAUGCUUUUCCCAAGACCAAGUGGCUCAAGCAAAUCCACAUCCCACUGUUUCUGGGUGGCCUCAACUUUAUCCCGCCGGCCUCGGGUACCAACUAUGGCAGUUGGGCAAUUGUCGGCCUCAUCUUUGGUCUCUUGAUCAAGCAGCGCAAGAGGCUGUGGUGGAAGCAGUACAACUUUAUUCUCAGCUCGGCCAUGGACUGUUCCGUGGCCAUUGCGGGAAUCUUGAUCUUCUUUUCCAUCUUCUACACGGGCGCCUCCAGCCACUUUAAGUGGUGGGGAACCGAGGUGCACAAGAAUACAUGUGAUUGGAAGGGCUGCACUUACAAGGUGUUGGCCAAGGGAGAAAAGAUACAUUAG